UCUCUAGUUGAAGAAGAUGAUGAUGUUAUUGCAGAAGCCACUUGCCAUCUUCAGCUGCCUAUUCCUCUUCAUGGCCAUAUAUUCCACAGCCCAAUCUCCUCCGGUGCUCGACACCGACGGCCGUCCUCUGCAGCGCGGUGUCGAGUACUUCAUCAAGCCCGCCGUCACCGACGUUGCUGGCAACCUUACCCUGUUAACCCGCAAAGGUGAUCCUUGCCCGUUCCAUGUCGGUCAAGUACCUCUUCGUUCGACAGAUAUAGGUUAUUAUAUUCUCAAUCUUAGGUUUUUGGCGGGUGAAGAUACAAUAAGAGAAGGAAGAGAUUUGAAGGUCGUGUUCCAAGCGUUUUCAAUUUGCAUAACGUCGACUGCAUGGAGAGUGGGCGAGACGGAGCCUACCACUGGAAGAAGGUUGGUGGCGACCGGGAACGACGAUACCGCCACCGGGUUCUUCAGGAUCGACAAGAGCGACCUUGGAGUUUACAAUCUGGGAUGGUGUCCCUCGGAUGUCCCCAUUAGAGGGAGGCCAAGGUGUGGAAGGGCUGGAAUUUUGGUUGAGAAAGGAGUGAGGUUGCUGGCUUUGGAUGGCUCUGCGUUUCCUUUCGAGUUUGUGAGAGCUUAAUAACAAGAGAAAGAACUUGAAUUUCUUACCAGAGAAAAUGUGUGUAAUUUGUUGCAAUUGCACUAAAAAUAAAAUAAAUAAAACUCUUGUAAGAUGUUUACUUUAUG
Momordica charantia (bitter melon) is the source of this 726-nucleotide messenger RNA. Its product is annotated as kunitz type trypsin inhibitor 111. Gene Ontology annotation, molecular function: endopeptidase inhibitor activity. The record is from RefSeq and is a predicted model, not a curated record. Lineage: Eukaryota; Viridiplantae; Streptophyta; Magnoliopsida; Cucurbitales; Cucurbitaceae.